This is a messenger RNA of Gaeumannomyces tritici R3-111a-1, 2081 nucleotides long. RefSeq names its product cytochrome P450 monooxygenase. The record is from RefSeq and is a predicted model, not a curated record. The coding region runs from base 247 to 1905 and encodes 552 amino acids. Lineage: Eukaryota; Fungi; Ascomycota; Sordariomycetes; Magnaporthales; Magnaporthaceae. The transcript has 3 exons. Gene Ontology annotation, molecular function: monooxygenase activity; iron ion binding; oxidoreductase activity, acting on paired donors, with incorporation or reduction of molecular oxygen.
CGCGCAGGUUCCGCGUCGCUGCGCAGGGGCGGUGAUAUAUAUCGAGAGUAUGGUCGAUCUGGCCAAGGGUCUAUCCUGUCACACCAGUUUUUGAUCCGUUUACCGGUCCUAGACAACAGCCCACGCAGGUUAUAAUCCAAACUACCUCUUGAAAAACAACCCGCUCAAGUAUCUACCAACCUAAUUUUGUUCCUCCUGUCCCCUUGCCCCUGGGCUUUGAAGGGCAGAUAGCUUGCCGCAGUCGUCAUGUCUUCCAAACUAUUUUACCUCCUGGGCGACGCCCCUUCAACCGCAACAGGAGUAGAAAUCCCUUCGGGCACCGACGAGGAAGGCCUGCAGCACCUCGUGUCGUCACAUUUUGCCAUCGUUGAUCCAUCUGGUGUUGGUUUCGUCUCGCCCGAUGUGGCCUUGACGACCGUUGCCGAGGUGCUGGCAGCCGCAGACCCGGUUGCCAUCACCAUCGAUGGCAAGGCAGUCCGUCAAGUCCCCGGCCCGACAGGGCUGCCCUUCGUCGGAAACUACUUUGAAGUGUACCCAGACCACCUCGGCAAUCACCAGCGGCUGUUUGAGAAGUACGGGCCCAUGUUCAAGACAAGCAACAUGGGAAGCGUUGUUUACCACACAAACGACCCCCGGCUGGCAAACAUCGUCUUUGCCGAGAGCGACUUUUUCACCAAGAAGUUGAUCGAGGGUCACCCGCUGUACCCCAUCAAGAACAAGGAGUCUGGCGUCUUCCUGGGAGAUACUGACACCCCCGAGUGGCGCGAGAUUCACAAGUUCCUGCCCCCGGCUCUAGGUCCCAAGGCAGUGAGACACUACGCUCCUACUAUGCAAAAAACUGUCGAGGACUCGUUCACGACCUUUGACGAGCUCGACGAGAAGGACGAGGCCUGGAACGUCUACUCGUACAUGCUCAAGCUUGGCUCGCAAGCGGUCGGUAAGCUCGUGCUGGGUAUCGACUUCAACCACUUUACUUCGGCAACAGCACCGCCGCACGAGAUGGUCAUCAGGAUCGCGCAGUCGCUCGAGCUGAACAAGAAGGUCACGGCCAUGGGCAGUUGGUACGGGAUGCUGCCGUUUGGCCCGCCGCAACAGCUGCGCAACGCCAGGGGCAGGAUAGAACAGAUGAUGCAGGAGUCCAUCGCGAACGCCUCCAAGGGUGUUGAGGAUCUGGAGCUUCAGGAGGCGGCCGUCACGGCCGAGAACAUGGUUGACUACAUCCUCCGCGCAACGGACAACAAGGGCAACAAGGUGCCCAGGAGUAGGAUCCUCGAGCCCCUCGUGGUGGCGACGGGCGCCGGCUUCACGACCACCAGUUCGCUACUAUCGUGGCUAAUCUACGGCCUAGUCAAGUACGAGGGUAUGCAGGACCGGCUGCUGCAGGAGCUGGUCGACAACGACUUCGACGAGGACACACAGAUAACGGCGGACCUGACGGGCCGGCUGUCGUUCCUGGAAAAGUACAUCAAGGAGACGCAGCGGCGGCACAACCCGUCGUACCAGCCGGCGCGCACGGCAAAGGUGGACAUGGUGCUCCCCGGCGGGCUGCGGCUGCCCAAGGACGCCAUCGUGAUCCCCGCGCUGCACCACAUCCACAACAACGCCGACAUCUGGGACAACCCGGCGCGGUUCGACCCGGACCGCUGGGACACGGACGCGGUGCGGAACCGGCCGGCAGGCUCGUACAUGCCCUUCGCGGCCGGCCCCCGCAUGUGCAUCGGCUUCAACUUUGCGCUGCAGGAGGUCAAGGUGUUCCUGCCCAAGCUCCUGUACCGCUACGAGUUCAGCCUGGCCCAGGACGGCCCCAUCGAGUACGACCCCAUGUUCCAGCUCAUCCGGCCCGACAACCUGUACGUCCGCGCGAGACGCCGCGUCAAGUUUCCCCCCAAGAGCGAGGUGGCGUGAGGCGGUUCUUGGAGGGAUCCUCUUCUUUUUUUUCAUUCUAUUCCGCUGUAUUCAUUGAGCACGUACGGGGGUGCAUUAUGGGUCGCGAUGGCGUCAGACAAGCAUAUAGACAUAGACAUAGACAUAGACAUGACUGGAUACCUCAGCUAGACGGAAUAACUUGCUCGUUUGCUUCA